CACAUUGGAGGAAGAACCGCCCAGGGCAUGAGCUUUAAAAAGCCUUGCUCAGGUAAUAAAACACAUACUAUCCUUUUCGCAAGCAGUAAAGUAUGCUGGAGAUGGGUGUGAGUCUAUGGACCAUCCUGCUGUUUGUUCAGACUCUUUGUUUGACAUCAGUUGAUGCCUACCCCAAUGGAAAAGUGACUGAAUCCUGUGGGAGUAUGAUGCCAAUGCACGGUCAUGCCCCCAAUACCAGCCACUCUCCCUACACUCUGGCUGUCAAUGUCACUAAAUUCAGUUCUGGAGAUUACAUCCAAGUUACCAUAUCUGGAACGACAUACUUUGAGGGAUUCCUGCUUGAGGCUCGGAAUGCAUCCAAUCCAGACUCUGAUGCUGUCGGCUCCUUCAUCCUGACCAAUCCUAAAACCACACAACUGUUGAAAUGUGGCCACACUCCGGGUUCAGCUGUCAGUCACACAAGUGAUGCCAGACAGACACAAAUCGUGGUAAUCUGGAACGCUCCCCAAAACUCACCCGACGCUGUCCAAUUUCUUGUGACAGUAGUGGCUCAUUACAAGACUUUCUGGGUGAAAAUCCCCGGUCCUGUUGUGUCUCAGAGUGGGGUAACUCCCAUCCCACCUAAACCCACCACACCUUCCACUACCCUAGAGACAUCAACUCCCUCUGUGUUGCCCAGACCAUUCAGCUCAGUGGGUUGUGGCCAACAGAAGUCCUGCCUGUUGGACCCAGUGGGAUGUGACCCGGAAAAAGAUCCAUCGUGCUUCUUCCUGUCUUUCGCCCCCAAGGGUCAGACUGUGGUGUUUGAGCUCAGUGGGCCCUCAGACGGCUACAUUGCCUUCGCCCUCUCCCAUGACACAUGGAUGGGGGAUGAUGACAUGUACCUAUGUGUGAGGGAUGACAGCUUGGUGGAUGUGAGCGCAGCUUAUGUCAAAGGAAGGUCCUACCCAAUGGAGGCCUCUGAGAAUGUUCUUACAGAUGUGGCCUGGAGAUUGGCGGAUGGAGUCAUUCAGUGUCGGUUUCGUCGACAAGUUCUUGUCCCACAGGACCCGACCCGGUUUAGUCUGGACGCACAGUACUACCUGUUCAUGGCAUACGGUGAAGCUGAAAACGGCGAGGUGCACAGGCAUGACCGCCAACCCCUCAUAUCCUCACAGCAGUCGGUCAUCAACGGCCCAGCAGAGAUUCUCAAUGGCUCUCGAUCGCCACUUCUCAUGAAAUUUCACAGUGUUCUGAUGUUAAUUGCCUGGAUGUUGGCUGGAAGCACGGGUACUUUCCUAGCCAGCUACUUCAAGCCUGAUUGGCCAGAGAAAACACUGUUUGGCCAGAGAAUUUGGUUCCAGGUGCAUCGAGGGUUGAUGAUAUUAACAGUGCUGCUUACCUGUGUGGCCUUCACGCUUCCCUUCAUCUACAGAGGAGGUUGGAGUAAGGGUGCUGGGGCCCAUCCCUACCUGGGCUGUACUGUACUAGCCCUGGCUCUCCUUCAGCCUAUCAUGGCCACUCUCAGACCUCCCCCUGACUCCUCCAGGAGGUGGGUGUUUAAUUGGCUGCAUUGGGGAGCUGGGACUGUUGCUGAGAUUAUGGCUGUGGCGGCCAUGUUUUUGGGGAUGGGCCAGCAAUCUGUGCUCCUGCCUCACUCCUGGCGCCUGGUGGUUCUGACUGGGUUCCUGGCAUGGGUCGUUCUCUUGAGGGUGCUUCUUGGGCUCCAUAAAAAAGGCUACGUUAAAACACGAUUUUGUGACUGCGUUUCCAAAGCGAGUGACACUGAUCAGCAGAGGAUUCUUGCUGACGACUCAGAGGGCAGCACUUGGGAUGCAUGGUUCAAAAUCGCUGCCCUUCUUGCCUUUGUUAUUGGGAAUAGUGGGUUCCUGAUCAGCUUAAUUUACACCAUCAGUGGAUUGUGAUGAAUCUGAGAAGGGCCAUUCCAUGGUACAUGACAACUCACUGGCUGUUAGAAUGGUGGAGGAUCUGGAUUCUUAUUCAGUUCCAGGCCACCGGCAGAUCAAAGCACUGAACCAGAUCUAAAGCUAUUGAUGGAAUGAUAGGGAAUAUAUGUAUAAAAAAAUACUGGAUAGAUGAUCUGUUUCACACAUCAAAAGUAUUUCUGCACUAUUGAUUUUGCACUAAUGUUCUUAUCCCAACUUCUCAGGGAAAUGCAGUUGUACACUCAGCAGCCCGUUUAUUAGGUAUACUGUCCCGUUCACCAAAAAUAGAUCGCUCCUACAGACAGUGAGUCACGUGGCUUAGACUUACUGUAAAGCAAACAGACAGGCAUUGAGCACAGGGGGCUGCUGAGGGGAGGACGGCUCAUAAUUGCCUGAACCGAGCGAAUGGUAUCAAACACAUGGAAGCCAUGUUUGACGUAUUUGAUACCGUUCCGAUAAUGCCUCCAGCCAUUACCACGAACCUGUCCUCCCCAAUUAAGGUGCCACCAACCUCCUGAGGCAUUCAGUUACUGUUCAUUGAACAUUCAAAUAGGCAAAACGAGUGACCUAAGCAACUUUGAGCGUGGUAUGGUUGCCAGUGCCCGGCGCACUGGUACCAGUAUCUCAGAAAUGUCCGCCCUCCUGGGCUGUUCACACAAGUGUCAGGGUUUACCGAGAAUGGGGCGACAAACAAAACAUUUUGACUGCCUCUGACUGGAUAUUGCCUGGUCUGACAUCCUGGUUCCUGUUGCGUCAUGCUGAUGGCAGAGACAGGAAUUGGCAUAAGCAGCAGAGUCCAUGGUUUCAUCGGUACAGGCUGGUGUGGGGAAUGUUUUCCUGGCAUACGUUAGGUCCCUUGAUACCAAUUGAAUGCCACAGCAUAUCAGAACAUUGUUGCUGACUACUCAAUAGCAUCUUUGGGAUGAGAUGGACCGGGCUGUUCGCAGCACGAAUGUACCGCCAUCCAAUCUGCAGUAACUCUGAUGCCUUCACGUCAGCAUGGACCAACAUCUCUGUGGAACAUUUCACACCUUGUAGAAUUCAUGCCCCGAAGAAGUCAGACUGUUCUGGGUGCAAAGGGGGGUCUGACCCGGUACUAGAUGGGUGUACCUAAAAUGUCCACUGGGUGUAUAAUGCAUUUCAAUAUCUCGAUACAGCCUUGCCCCUUGAGUUCAUGUUUAUUACAUUACACAUCUGCGAAGUGUUGCUGAUUUAUAUGUUAGGGAGAAUGCACAAUUUAUUCCCACAUUCUUAAUGAAUAAUUACAAAUUCACUUUGUUUGAAUUAUUACUAUGUGCGGGUCAGUUAUGUUUCCAAAACAAAUGAUCCUGUUGUAUAAUAUCAGUAUAAACAAAUGUGAUUGUUAAAUAAAUAACUUUCCAAAUAUAA
This is a messenger RNA of Salvelinus fontinalis (brook trout), 3314 nucleotides long. RefSeq names its product ferric-chelate reductase 1a (gene frrs1a). Bases 93 to 1904 code for a protein of 603 amino acids. Gene Ontology annotation, molecular function: oxidoreductase activity, acting on metal ions. Lineage: Eukaryota; Metazoa; Chordata; Actinopteri; Salmoniformes; Salmonidae. The record is from RefSeq and is a predicted model, not a curated record. The transcript is spliced from 16 exons.